AUGGGUAAAUGUUAUUAUCUAGUACGUGGUAAUGCUAUGGACUCUCCAUUAACAUUAACAGUUGCUAAUUGUUAUAUGUUUUUUUUUGAACAAGAUAUCAUAAAACAAAUUAACAAUGGUGAUAGAUUGUAUUUGCGAUAUAUUGAUGAUAUAUUUAUUACGAUUAAUUGGCCUACUCAACAUUUAUUGAAAGAAAUUUAUCGAUGGAAUAAAUUUGAUUCAAGCAUUAAAUUAGAAGCACAAGUUGGUUAUUCAGCAAAUUUUCUUGAUUUAUGUAUAGAAAAUAAAAAUGACGAAUUAUUUACAGAAGUUUAUCAUAAACCAUCUUACGAGUCAUAUUAUUUACCUUUUAAUAGUGUUUAUUCUACGCAUAUAAAAAAGAAUAUUCUAUUUGGUAUGUUAAUUCGCACUAUUAAAUAUUGUUC
This is a messenger RNA of Rotaria sp. Silwood1, 425 nucleotides long. NCBI's taxonomy places the organism in Eukaryota, Metazoa, Rotifera, Eurotatoria, Philodinida, Philodinidae. The record is from the annotation of a GenBank genome assembly.